AGAAAAUUUUCAAUGAUUGUACUGGCGGCAUGCAUCUAACAGGGCCCAUGCUGUUCGUUCACGCGGGCAGGAUACCCUUUGUUCUGCUGAAGACGGGCGACAGUGGAUGCUAGCUCUAGUCACAACAAUCCCUGCUCCGGCGCCUCGAGACGGGUAGUUGCAGAACCUGGUAGGGUGUUGUCACACAAGUGGGAUGACAGUCAACACAACCCUCCCUCGAGCCGUCAUCUUUGUUGUCUUGGCGCGAGAGACUGUGUGAGGCCAGGGGCGAUGAGCGUCGCCGGGUCGUGUGUUGGGAUACAUGCCUGAGCAACGGGGCAGGAAGGGACGAGGUUAAGGACGGCCAGAAGGCAGCUGGGAGUGCGGGCCCACAGCAGAUUGAGGCUUGUGCCAUCGGCAACAGUCCGCAACCAAGGAGCUGUGUCGAGCAACCCACGCCACCUUUGGAAGCAGUGGAAGGGCGACCGGCUCGACUCCUCAUGGCCCUACCAUUCAAUAUCCCGUCAAGGGCCGGUGCAACCUGGUUCCAGGUUGGCAGUACCUCGUCGUUCCCCAAUAUCGCUGACUCGGGGUCCAGCACACUUGCAGCCUGUGGCGAUGCUGGCCAUGGCCCGCCCUGCAAGGUCUUUGAGAUUUCCGCCCCGGAUGCGGACCGGCCGAACCAGAUGACCGAGAUCGAGGAUCUCGACGACGCACCUCUUGCUAGCGCAUUGCAAGACCAGGUCCUGGUGUUCCAGUACCGAGGCAGGUUCCAUGCAGUCGAUAACAAAUGCCCUCAUUCCUCCUAUCCCCUGUCUAACGGUGCGCCCUUUGACAUUGAAGACUUUGGCGUCGUCCUCAGCGCCGGCCUGACAUGUCCUAAACACGGAUGGUCCUUUGACCUCUUCUCCGGCCGCGCUGAUCGCGGCAAUUACCGCCUCAAGCUGUGGGAGGUGCAGCUACGUCCUGCCAGCGGAACAGGCCCUGUCGUAGAUGGGAGACUGGCGAGUGCGGCGUCGACCGAGGAGCAUCAAGUGUGGAUCCGGCGAAAGCAGAGGAUGGGCUGAUGAGCUUGGCUGUAACUUUAUCGUGCUUGAGUGCACCACGGAGAGCCGCCCGAACAGCCAGAUUCUCAACCCGCGGCCUGUCAAGCAAGGUAUACAUGUGAUAGCAAAAUAUAAGGAAGAAAGGCUUCUCGAGACAG
Microdochium trichocladiopsis is the source of this 1183-nucleotide messenger RNA. RefSeq names its product Rieske domain-containing protein. Gene Ontology annotation, molecular function: 2 iron, 2 sulfur cluster binding. Lineage: Eukaryota; Fungi; Ascomycota; Sordariomycetes; Xylariales; Microdochiaceae. Bases 480 to 1046 code for a protein of 188 amino acids. The record is from RefSeq and is a predicted model, not a curated record. The transcript has 2 exons.